Molecule: messenger RNA, 2046 nt
Organism: Micropterus salmoides (largemouth bass)
Lineage: Eukaryota; Metazoa; Chordata; Actinopteri; Centrarchiformes; Centrarchidae
Gene: armc6
Product: armadillo repeat containing 6
Exons: 7
Coding region: 11-1417 (468 amino acids)
Biological process (GO): hematopoietic progenitor cell differentiation
Molecular function (GO): protein binding
Source: RefSeq, a predicted model, not a curated record
AGUGUGGAAAAUGGCGAAGCGGAGGAUCACACAGGAAACCUUUGAUGCUGCUGUCAGGGAAAACAUGGAGGAGUUUGAGAUGGAUCCGUGUGAGGCUUUGAGGGAUGCUGUGGAGCAGUUUCAGUCUCAAGGUGUGGAUCUCAGUUGUAUAGUGCAAGCUGCGCCAGCUGUAUCAUUUGAUGGCAAACAAGAAGAGCAAACACAUGAAGUCUUACAGGCUUUGGAUUCCCUCCGAAUUGGAAAAGAUUCUGCCGGUGCAACGGAAGUGAUGGAAGACAUAAAACGCUUCACUGAGCAUUGCUCUCUUGGAUUUGCCCAGAGGUACCUGGCUGCCCAAAAAGACGCCUACCCCGUCAUCCUCUCUUACUGCAAAAAGAGUGUUGAGGACCAGGAAGCUGUGUUGACUACCCUGUCCGCUCUGGCUGCACUGACAGAUGGACAGCCAGACUUGUUGGAUGCAGAGGGCCAGCAGUUCCUUUUGCAUGUCCUUAGGAAGUACCAAGCAGACACCUCUGUGACGCGUGUAGCCAUCUGCGUAGUACGUCGCUGCUGUUUAAAACAUGAACAGAACAGGCAGGAUUUGGUAAAAGGCGGCAUCCUGCCUCUGUUGACCGGUGCCAUUAGACAACACAGCGCAUGUGCUGAGCUUGUCAAGGAGGCCUCUGCAGCUCUCAGGGUCAUGACCUUUGACGAUGAUGUCCGAGUUACGUUUGGGCAGGCUCAUGAACAUGCCAAGAGUAUUGUUCUCGAGCACAAUGGGCUGAAAAUUUUAAUUGAGGCUGCGAAAGCUCACCUUGAUAAUAGUUCUGUUCUGAGUGAGCUCUGUGCAACUUUGUCCCGUCUGGCUGUGAGGAACGAGUUCUGUCAAGACAUCUGUGAUCUAGGAGGACUGAAAUUCAUGAUGACGCUGCUUGCAGACAGCUAUGAGUCACCGGAUUUGGUUCGGCAGGUUCUAAGCGCAAUACGAGCCGUAGCAGGAAACGAUGAUGUGAAAGAUGCAGUCGUCAGUGCUGGUGGAGUCCAGCUCGUUGUCAUUGCUAUGAACAGACACAUGAGCAACUCUGCUGUGUGUGAGCAGGGCUGCGCAUGCCUGUCUGUCCUUGCUUUGCGCAAACCCAACAACUGCAAAGUCAUCAUGGAGAAUGGAGGUGCCUUGGCUGCUGUGCAGGCUAUGAAGGCACAUCCUCACGUGGUCAAUGUGCAGAAACAGGCGUGUAUGCUGAUGAGAAACCUGGUCUCACGUAUGAGUAACUACAGCCAACCAAUCUUGGAGAUGGGAGCAGAGGCCCUGAUAGCUCAGGCGCUAAAGACCCAUCAAGACUGUGAUGACGUGUAUAAAGCAGCCCUCAGAGAUCUUGGAUGCCAGGUGGAGCUUCGAGAGCUGUGGACCGGCAAACAUGGCAGUCUCACCAACUGAAAGUAGAGGAGAGCAGAGAGUUUUCCUGAAAUUCAUGUUUAAGCAAGGCGAAAUGUUAUGAUGUUGGGAUACAUAGCAACCAGCUGGACAUAUUUGUACAGAAUAGUUGUUGUAGAAAAGGCUUGUGAGCAGUGAAGACAACCAAGCCUCCAGUCAACACAGUCAACAUAACGCCCUUGAGUGGUUAAGUAUAUUUUUUUCCAGGCCGUUUUCUGCUGACAGAUACAGAAAGCUCACUGUAGUCCUGUUGUAAAUGUUUUGUAUGCAAGUAAUAUUUAGUUUACACAUUUUCUGAUGCUGAUUUUAUAUGUGUACCACAUUUAUGUUCAUGAGAUGUCAGAUGCAAAUUUGUAUGUUUGUUGCCAUGGGUAAAUAUAAAUGUAUUUGCUGCUAUGCAAAUAGUAUAACUCCACUGUUUUGUGCAGAUUAAUUUCCCAUGUUGGCAGAGCCGCCUUUUAACAUGUAAUGACUGCUUUAAACUUUUACCAUAGCUAAACAUUGCCUUUUUGUUUUUUAGUCUGUAUAUACAUUAUUACACAGUAAAUCUAAAAUCUGUGAUAUUGGAUGUAUGGCUAACAUUACACUGUAUAUUCUGCAUGAUUAUGAUAAACCUCACUUGAAGCACUUCA